Molecule: messenger RNA, 1893 nt
Organism: Trichoderma breve
Lineage: Eukaryota; Fungi; Ascomycota; Sordariomycetes; Hypocreales; Hypocreaceae
Product: mif2/CENP-C like domain-containing protein
Exons: 6
Coding region: 1-1893 (630 amino acids)
Biological process (GO): spindle attachment to meiosis I kinetochore; kinetochore assembly; attachment of mitotic spindle microtubules to kinetochore
Cellular component (GO): kinetochore
Molecular function (GO): centromeric DNA binding
Source: RefSeq, a predicted model, not a curated record
AUGCCUCGAGGCGGAGGGCGGAGAGGCGACUCUUCAGCUGAGCCGGAAGCUCUCCAUGAGCUCGGAGUUCGAGGCCGGAAAACCGGCGCUUUCUUGAAAGACACGGGCGAGCGCGAUGAGCAUGGCAUGCAGCCUCUGGAUGCCAUUUUCUCGUCGCCCGCAGUCACUCGCGGGGACGAAUCCGGAAGCGAGGACAUGGAGAUAUCAUCAAGUGCUGGACCAGGGCCAAGAACAGUCCUCAAGAACCGGCGCAGCAUCGAAAUUGCAAACGAACGAUCAUCCUCUCCCACGCGCAAUCCUAGCGCCGAAAAGGCAGCCCGAAGGCUUAACUUUGCCAGCAAGGCCGGAAACAAAGCAGCGAAGACGAAUGGGAAACAAAAGGCGACGGCGCUGAAUGGAUUUUCACGGCACGGAGACGAUUCGGAAUCGGAGGAGCUGGACGAUGUCAUGGGCGCGACCGGAAACAGGGCGACGAUUGAUGCUGAGGAAUCUAUACUGAUGGUCGAUUCGAUACCAAACGAUUCACCGAGGCCCACCAAAAAAGCUGCACAGAGACAAUAUGGCGAUUCAUCGCCGCAGAAGAAGCGCGGAAAGCAGACCAAGGCGCCAGCGCAGGCAAAGCCUAAAGCAGCUCCUCGAGCUCCCGUAAGAGAGCCUUCAGAAGAGCUAGAUGCUGAAGAACCAGAAGAGGAGCCCGAAGAAGAAGAGUUGGGGCAGGAGGAAGAGGAAGAAGAGGAGGAGGAGUUGCCGAGUGUCAAGCAAAAGGGGCGGUCAAACAAGGAAUCGAAACGCCGCGUGGAAGCACCAUCAUCAUCCCAGACAUCGAAGAAGCGAGGACCGCCGCGAAAGUCUCUCCGUGAAGAUACGCCAGAAGAAGCACAAGAGCAGUCAGAGGAAGAGCCGCAGGAGGAGGAUGAAGAUGAAGAGGAGCUUGUGCCCCGGAAGAAGCAGAAAACUACCGGACCCUCAAAAGCCCAGCCGAAAGCAAAGCCUUCGAAUAAGGGGAAAGCUCCUGCUCGCGGUGGAAUUGUUGUACCGACUAAGGGCCGGCCUGGGAGGAAGCCCAGGGACGCGGAUGCCGAGGAUGGGGAUGUGGGAGAGACGUCGUUUGCGGCUCUGCAGCGUGGUCCACCUAUGCCAAAAUCUCGUGGUUUGGUAUCCAUGCGCAAGGACUUGGACAGCAUAACGCAGACGAGGUCCGGGCGACAUUCUUACCGGCCUAUCCAGUAUUGGAGAGGCGAGCAGGUGGUCCGGGAGGAUGAGGAGCAAGCUGAUAUGUUUGCAAAGGAUCGAUUCGUCAUGCCAAGCAUCAAGGAAGUUGUGCGUGUGCCUGAGGAGGAGGUGUCCAGCAGAGUGGCUCCAUCACGAGGCAAAGGGCGGCCCAAACCGAAGAAGGCCGUGGUGGAAGAAGACUAUGAGGCAUGGGAGAUCAACCCAGGCACUGUCGAGGGCGAAAUCGUGAUAUGGGAGACGGAGCAUGAAGAACACCCUCCAGCAGACGACGAGCCCGUCCAGGUAACGGACGAGCGCAUCGCCCUAUCGGCCAAGGCGGUGCAGACAUCGGAGAUUCGCGAUGCGACGUUCCGGUUCGCAAAGACGCUGACGAUGCCGUUUAUGGGUGCCGGUGUGGUUGAUCUGCCUCCUGGUGGCGAGAAACGGCCCAAGAAUUCACGGAAGAUGCACAUGGUCUUUUUCGUGCACACGGGAAAAGUCAUGGUGACGAUCAACGAGGCACAGUUUCGCAUAUCCGCGGGCGGUAUGUGGUUUGUGCCGAGAGGCAACUAUUACAGCAUCACAAACGACUACGACAAUCCCAGUCGAGUCUUCUUCUGCCAGGCCUGCGAGAUAUCACCCACGCAAUAUGAAGCUUCGCAGAUGAGCAUCGCAGCAUAA